Molecule: messenger RNA, 1617 nt
Organism: Lathyrus oleraceus (garden pea)
Lineage: Eukaryota; Viridiplantae; Streptophyta; Magnoliopsida; Fabales; Fabaceae
Product: equilibrative nucleotide transporter 3
Exons: 10
Coding region: 232-1476 (414 amino acids)
Biological process (GO): nucleoside transmembrane transport
Cellular component (GO): plasma membrane
Molecular function (GO): nucleoside transmembrane transporter activity
Source: RefSeq, a predicted model, not a curated record
AGUAACUAUGGCCGUUUCCACCGUAACGUUGAAUUCACAUUUUGAAAUAUCCAAUUAAUAAUAUAGUAUCAUUUAAUCACAUCUAAAUCAUACUUUAUAUAUAUUACAAAGAUUCUUCACUCUUUCUUCUUGCACUUCAUGUUUCUCUUUCUCAGCACUUUUCUGGAUCCUUCAAUUUGCCUCUACUAAAAUAAAGUUUGAUUGAAGAGAAUAAUAAUCCACCAUAGAGCUAUGGUCAACAUUGAGCCUUCAACACGUCUUAAGGGAAAAUAUGUGGCUAUAGUGGUUUGUUGGCUUCUUGGCAAUGGAUGUCUUUUCUCUUGGAAUAGUAUGCUCACAAUUGAAGAUUAUUAUAUGCACUUGUUUCCGAAAUAUCAUCCAUCGAGGGUGUUUACACUUGUAUACCAACCAUUUGCAGUUGGAACACUUUUUAUCCUUUCUUAUAAUGAGGCAAAAGUUAAUACUAGAUUAAGAAACUUGUUUGGAUAUACCCUAUUUUUUGUAGCUACUUUGUUGGUGUUAAUACUGAAUUUAGCAACAUCAGGUAAAGGAGGACUUGGAACAUUUAUUGGUAUAUGUGCAAUUAGUGGUGCCUUUGGAAUUGCAGAUGCUCAUGUUCAAGGUGGAAUGGUGGGAGAUUUGUCUUACAUGCAACCCGAAUUCGUUCAGUCUUUUCUGGCUGGUUUGGCUGCAUCCGGUGUAUUAACAUCUGGUUUAAGAUUAAUAACAAAAGCAACAUUUAACAAUUCUAAGGGCGGUCUUAGAAAAGGAGCCAUUCUAUUUUUUGCCAUAUCAACAUUCUUUGAACUUCUAUGUGUUCUUCUCUAUGCAUUUGUUUUUCCAAAAAUACCAAUUGUGAAGUACUACCGAACAAAAGCAGCCUCAGAAGGAUGCAAAACUGUUUUACCAGAUCUUGCCGCUAGUGGCAUCCAAACAAUAUCUAAAGAAGAUGAGGAUCGUACAAAAACACAAGAGAGGAAAGGAAACAAGCAAUUGUUAAUCGAAAACUUUGAUUAUUUACUUGACAUGUUCCUAAUAUAUGCAUUGACACUAUCUAUUUUUCCUGGGUUUCUUUUCGAAGAUACCGGAGCACAUAGUUUGGGAACUUGGUACGCGCUUGUGUUAGUUGCAAUGUAUAAUGUGUGGGAUCUAAUAGGAAGAUACAUUCCACUCUUAGAAUUCUUGAAAUUGGAGUCACGAAAGUUGAUCACGGUAGCGAUUCUAUGUCGUUUUUUACUUGUUCCGGCAUUUUAUUUCACUGCUAAGUAUGGUGAACAAGGAUGGAUGAUAAUGUUGACAUCAUUCUUGGGGUUAUCCAAUGGUUACCUCACUGUUUGUGUUAUCACAUCUGCACCAAAAGGUUACAAGGGUCCAGAACAAAAUGCAUUGGGGAAUCUAUUGGUGUUGUUUCUAUUAUGUGGUAUUUUUGCAGGGGUGACAUUAGACUGGUUGUGGUUGAUAGGUAAAGGUUGGUAAGAUAUGAGUAAGAAAAGUGUUUGUUGCUCAAUGAUAUACUUAUAAUAGGAUAGUCCUCUAUUUUAGUUUCAAAAAGUGAAAUACGAGGUCAUAUUAGUAUCUGAUUCAUGCAAUAUUUAAAUAAGUCAUUUAUUAUUCGUA